AUGUCAGAUUCCAACACAACUGACUUCACCAACCCCUCCACCUUCAUCCUGCUGGGCAUUCCAGGCCUGGAGGCAGCCCAUGUCUGGAUCUCCAUCCCCUUCUUCACCAUGUAUGCCGUAGCCAUCUUCGGGAACUUCGCUAUCCUGUUCAUCGUGAAGAGGGAGCCAAGCCUCCAUGGACCCAUGUACUAUUUCCUCUGCAUGCUGGCCACCACUGACCUGGUCGUGUCCACGUCCACCCUGCCCAAAAUGCUGAGCAUCUUCUGGUUCAGUUCCAGGGAGAUCGAUUUCAGUGCCUGCCUCACCCAGAUGUACUUCUUUCACUGCUUUUCAGCAAUGGAGUCUGGGAUUUUCGUGGCCAUGGCUUUCGAUCGUUAUGUGGCCAUCUGCGAUCCCCUGAGACAUUCCACCAUCCUGACAAACCCUGUGGUGGCAAAGAUUGGCCUGGCCGUGGUGCUGCGUGGCAUCAUGCUCAUACUGCCCCAUCCUGUCCUUGCCAGACGGUGGCCAUAUUGUAGAACCAACAUCAUUCCCCACACGUACUGCGAACACAUGGCCGUGGUGAAUCUGGCCUGUGCCGACAUCCGCAUCAGUAGUUACUAUGGUCUCUUUGUGGUAUUCUCUGUGAUCGGUCUGGAUGGUUUUUUUAUUGUUGUGUCCUAUCUCCAGAUCCUCAGGGCCAUCUCCAUCCUCCCCACAAAGGACGCCCGGCUCAAGACUUUUGGGACCUGCAUCUCCCACCUCUGUGUCAUCUUAGCCUUUUACAUCCCAGGUCUCUUCUCCUUCCUCACACACCGGUUUGGCCACAAUGUGCCCCUGCACUUCCACAUUCUCAUUGCCAAUGUUUACCUCCUUUUUCCCCCCAUGCUCAACCCCAUCAUCUAUGGAGUAAGGACCAAACAGAUCUGGAACAGGCUGCUCCAGCUUUUUACUCAUAAAGGGACCUAA
Molecule: messenger RNA, 948 nt
Organism: Emys orbicularis (European pond turtle)
Lineage: Eukaryota; Metazoa; Chordata; Testudines; Emydidae
Product: olfactory receptor 52E8-like
Exons: 3
Coding region: 1-948 (315 amino acids)
Biological process (GO): G protein-coupled receptor signaling pathway
Cellular component (GO): plasma membrane
Molecular function (GO): G protein-coupled receptor activity; olfactory receptor activity
Source: RefSeq, a predicted model, not a curated record